This is a messenger RNA of Leptopilina heterotoma, 2495 nucleotides long. RefSeq lists its product as uncharacterized. The coding region runs from base 1150 to 2070 and encodes 306 amino acids. The record is from RefSeq and is a predicted model, not a curated record. The transcript has 3 exons. Lineage: Eukaryota; Metazoa; Arthropoda; Insecta; Hymenoptera; Figitidae.
UCGUGGAAAUUUGUGUGCUAAGUUGAAGAUCUCGAAGGAUUUUUGUUGAGUUGUUGUUUUUGACGAAACAAAAUCAAUGAUAAUUUGAUUAAUUUUUGCAAAACUCGAGGAUGAAAAUUCGGAAAUGGUUCGCAGAAGUGGGAUUAUUUUAUUGAAUUCCUAGGGCGAUUGCUCAACUGUCAAUUUUUGAAGCUGAUCAGCUUUUGGUAAAAAUGAAUGGCUAAAUAUCUUCUAACUGCAUCAACUUAGAGACUGAUCAGUUGAUUAUAAAAACGACUCAAAAACUUAGAUGACCAAAAAACUGAUCAACUAUUACUCUUAACUCACAACUUGAUUAAAUUUUCAAGAAGAUAAUUUACGCAGCUGAUCAGUUAAGCAAGAAAACAAUUUAAAAGCUAGGUAACAAAAGAACGAGUCAAUUUUUCCUAUCUACUUUCUGUCUAAAUUGACUUGAUGACGAUCAACUUUGAAAUUGACCAGUUGAUCAACUAUCGCUGUCUACUUUCUUAGAUUUAUUCUCGAAAAGAUCAAUUUUGCAGCUGAUCAGCUGAUCACGAUAUCAUCUUUAGAGGAAGGUUUUAACUAACUAAAAGCCGGAUUAACUCUUUCUGUUUACUUUUUAUGUGAUUUAUUUUUAAGAAGUUCAAUCUUGCUGAUCAGCUGAUUGCAAAAACAAUUUAAAAGCUAGGUAACCUACAUAAAAGCAAGAAAAAUAUUUUUAUCUACUUUGUAAGAAGAUGAACUUUUCAGUUAAUCAGCUGAUUGUGAAACCAAAAAACGAAUCAACUGUUCCUUUCUACUUUCUAGCUAAAGUGAUUUGAAGAUCAACUUCAAAACUGAUCAAUUGAUUACGAAAAUCAUUUAAAUUCUAGAAAACCAAAAAACGAAUGAACUAUUUUUAUCUACUUUCUGUCUAAACUGUUUUGAAGACGAUAAAUUUUCCUAUUGAUCAGCUGACCACGAAACCAACUUGAAAGCUACGCAACCAAGAAAAGUGUCAACUGUUUCUAUCUACUUUCCAGCUUGAGUGAUUUGAAGAAGAUCAACUCCGAAACUGACCAGUUGAUCACAAAAUAACCUUCAGGACUUUCAAUACUUUUAAAGUUGAACAUCUGAUAAAAAUCUUUGAAAUCCAGAAACUCAAUAACAAUGAAAAACAAACUACGAAACAUUUACUUCCUCCUAUCACUAGCUGCUUGUUUUGCAGUGAUAAUGGAAUCAAAAUCAGAUCAUUCAAAUCUCGAUACCAAUGAAUCAAAUAGUUUCAGUGAAAAUAUUGGAGUUUGUUUUUCAAAAAAAUUGUACACUACAAUGGAAUGCAUAAAUCGUGGCGCAUUAAUUUCACUGCAAACCAUAAAUGAAAAGGAUGAUCUUAAUUUUGGUGAUAUGCGAUUUGAAAGAAGCGAGGGUCAAUCGCGUGAUCUUCUUGACCUAGAUUAUGAUCCAAAAGAUUUUGGAAAUGUCAUUGAAGCGGCAUCGCGACUAAUGGAGCGUAGAAAUUUUCAAUGGGAUAUGGGAAAUUUUUAUCCAGGUCUACAAAUGCGUGUUGGACCUACUUUAAACGCAAAUGGUGUACUCGAAUUUGUAUUGGAUGAACGAGUUUCUAAAUUAAACAAUAGACAAGCUGGAAGUGGUAGAACAUUGAUGAAACACGUUCUCCUGCCAUUUCUUCUGGGAUUCAAGUUCAAUUUAAUCUCAUUGAUUCCACUUGUAUUUGGUAUUCUUCUUUUUGUCACAAAAAAAGCAUUGAUAUUGACGAAAAUUGCAUUAAUACUCACUGGUCUAUUGGGAUGGAAUAAUAUAUUUUCUGGACCAGUUGGACCGACGCCACCGAUAAAUUUUAACGGUUUUGGCUACGGCAAUGGUUAUGGUUUGGACACAACGGUCGACGAUUAUCCUUAUCAUGAGCAUCAGGUACCCUAUCGACCAUUCGCAGGACAAAAUCCAGGAAUUACUCCCUAUGCGCAUGUUAUUCGCGAGGUUGUUAAUGUUUACGAUGCCGAGACGGAUGCUGAACGAUCUGAUGCAAGUUCGAGAAAUGGAAAGAAUUUCGUAUGGUCGAAGGAGUGAAAAGGAUUAUUGUAAUUUUCACUAUAUUAUUUAUUGUAUUUUUUAUUUUGUUUCUCUUGGGUAAGUUGUAAAAUAAAAAUUACCAAGAAAACAGUAGGAAAUUGUAGGAAAAUAAAAUACAAAUGCAAAUAGUAAUUUAUAGAUAUAUACAGUACUCAGAUAGCACGUAAUAUUGACCCAAGCUUACUGUGCAAGUUUUGCAAUCUUGCUGCAAGCUUCAAAUAUCCCAUCUAAAGAUUCCUUGCCGUGUAAGCUUGACAAAAUAUUUGCUUGCUUAAAUAUUGCUUUGUGAGUUUGCUGCAAUAUUGUGCUUGCAUAAGAAGCUUACCGCAUGCUUGCUGCAAGAUUACUUGCUAUGUACAUACGUAAUUUGAAGAUAUUAUAAAAGUAUACUUUUAUUAGAUUAGAAUAUUUAUAUUAUAUAA